CACAAAGUGCACAAUCUAUGACAAGGCUGAUGUCGUCGAGCACUGUAUUGAUUUUAAAGGUUUUUUCUUUCACCUGAACAUGGAUUUGCGGUGAUGAAGAGUGUCGAAGUUUAGAGCUCGUACGGUUGCCUGAUCAAGUGUUUUAACGUCGCGUAUUUAUUGGAAUUUGUGUAAGAAACAAGUAAGGUGUUAUGGUGCUGUCCGCAGUGUUGUUCAUUUGCUGAAAAUCAUGUAAACAUUCAAAGGACAUUCGAGACAGAAAAGACAUUCAACAAAGCGAGCACUUUGUACGCAGUGUGUGUGAUAUGCAUAAUGUGGAUAGUGUGGAAAGUUAGUUAAAGGAGAAGUAGAACGUCAGUCCAGUCGUUUCGUCACUUGAUGGCUGCCUAGAAACACGCGAAUAGUGCGACCAACGAUUCGCAGAUACUCGCCAAUCAGCUGCAACGUCUAGAAAGCCCCUGAAAACACAAGUACGAGCAGUAGCACCCGCAAAAUGUCAACCGAUAAAAUCAAGGUAGCGGUUAGGGUUCGUCCCUUCAACCGAAGAGAAUUAGAACUUGGAACACAAGGUAUUAUUGAGAUGGAUGCCUGUCAAACUAUUAUAUACAACCCCACCUGCUUGGAAAAAAAUGAACGAAAACAACGCAAGAUAUUUGCAUUCGAUCACUGCUUUUAUUCCUCUGACCCGGAUGCCGAACAUUUUGCAACACAAGAAAAUGUUUUUAAUUCGAUUGGACGAGAUAUAUUGGAAAAUGCAUUCCAGGGCUACAAUGCCUGCAUAUUUGCAUACGGGCAGACAGGAUCCGGUAAAUCAUAUACAAUGAUGGGCACGCAAGAAAGCAAAGGCAUAAUUCCACGUUUGUGUGAUGAGCUAUUUGCAUUGAUUACCACGAGAGAGACAUCAAGUUUACUCUGUAAAGUUGAGGUCUCGUACAUGGAAAUUUACAACGAGAAAGUACACGAUCUCCUAGACCCAAAGCCUAACAAACAUUCUUUAAAAGUUCGAGAGCACAACGUUUUGGGACCAUAUGUUGAUGGUCUUUCACAACUGGCAGUCACCUGUUAUGAAGAUGUCGACAAGUUGAUGACUGAAGGCAACAAGUCACGAACAGUGGCUGCAACAAACAUGAAUGCCGAAUCAUCACGUUCUCAUGCAGUUUUUUCCUUAAUUUUAACACAAACCCUAACAGACGAACAAAGUGGUGUAACAGGCGAAAAAGUGGCACGUAUCUCUCUUGUCGAUUUGGCAGGAAGUGAGCGUGCAAUAAAAACGGGUACUGUAGGUGAUCGACUGAAAGAAGGCUCUAAUAUUAACAAAUCCUUAACAACGCUUGGACUAGUCAUUUCGAAACUUGCCGAUCAGUCGAGUGGAAAAAAUCGGAACGAUAAAUUCGUUCCAUAUCGUGAUUCCGUACUGACAUGGUUACUAAAGGAUAAUUUAGGUGGUAAUUCGAAAACAGUGAUGCUUGCCACAAUUUCGCCGUCGGCAGAUAAUUAUGAAGAAACUUUAUCCACUCUGCGCUAUGCGGACCGAGCGAAGAGAAUUGUCAACCAUGCCGUUGUCAAUGAAGAUCCAAAUGCAAGGAUUAUCCGCGAGCUUCGUCUGGAAGUGGAGAAUUUGCGAAAUAUGUUAAAACAUGCCACGGAGUCAUACUCUGGCGAUACACAACGUUUUGAUAUACAUGACAAACUGACAGAGAGUGAAAAAUUGAUGAAGCAGAUAUCACAAACGUGGGAGGAGAAACUCGAAAAAACUGAACAAAUACAAAGCGAACGACAACAAGCUUUGGAGAAGAUGGGAAUCAGUAUCCAAGCGAGUGGUAUCAAAGUCGAAAAAGACAAAUAUUAUUUAGUUAAUUUAAACGCCGAUCCGUCCCUAAACGAGUUAUUAGUUUACUACUUAAAAGAUCGAACAUUAGUCGGUGGUCAAAAUGUAGAGGAAGAGCCAGACAUUCAAUUGUUCGGUCUAGGAAUCCAACCAAAGCAUUGCUACAUCACAAUUGAAGGUGGAGACCUUUAUAUGGAACCGUUGCCCAAUGCCCGUUGUUUUAUAAACGGUUCACCAAUUCAAGAUAAAACCAUUCUGAAUCAUGGUGAUCGUAUAUUGUGGGGCAAUCAUCACUUUUUUCGUGUGAAUUGCCCUAAAAGCACAAAUAACUUUAAUCUAAGUUCAGAGCCACAAACUCCUGCCCCUCAGAUUGACUAUAAUUUUGCACGUGAUGAAAUUAUGCAAAAUGAACUCAGCAAUGAUCCAAUACAAGCGGCUAUAUCCAAACUGGAGCGUCAACACGAGGAAGAUAAACAAGUUGCUUUGGAGAGACAAAGACAGGAAUAUGAGCGACAGUUUCAACAAUUACGAAAUAUAUUAUCACCAACCACACCCUACGCACCAUACAUUCCAUACGACCCAUUGCGUGUGGGGAAGCAUACACCAUGCACGCCAACAUCUCAGAUGAAAGUGGAAAAAUGGGCGCAGGAACGCGAUGAGAUGUUCAAACGUUCAUUGAAGCAAUUAAAAACAGAUAUAAUGCGAGCUAAUUCAUUCGUAAAGGAAGCUAAUUUUCUUGCCGAAGAAAUGGGGAAACAGACAAAGUUCAGUGUUACUUUGCAGAUACCGCCAGCUAAUUUAAGUCCAAAUAGAAAGCGAGGGGCAUUUGUCAGUGAGCCGGCCAUUUUAGUGAAACGAAUGAACUCUGGCAGUCAAAUCUGGAGUAUGGAAAAAUUGGAGAACAAAUUAAUUGAUAUGCGAGAAAUUUAUCAAGAGUAUAAGGAAAAGUCUAUUCAUGAUUUGGAGGACGAGCCAAGAAAGUAUGUGGAUCCGUUCUAUGAAUCACAAGAAAAUCACAAUCUUAUUGGAGUCGCAAAUAUAUUCUUAGAAGUGCUUUUCCACGAUGUUAAACUGGAUUAUCAAACUCCAAUCAUCAGUCAGCAAGGUGAAGUUGCUGGUCGACUUCAAGUUGAAAUUUCUCGUGUUAACGGUCAGUUGUACCAAGAUCGUCUAUGCGAAUCCAUUUCAGAAUGUUCGUCUGAUUCGCGUGAUGAUGAAUUUGAUCGAAAUGAUCCGGCAUCGAAUCAAAUAACAUGCAGAGUUAAUAUAAAACAAGCAACUGGACUUCCAUUAUCUCUAUCUAAUUUUGUGUUUUGUCAGUACACUUUUUGGGGACAUCAAGAAACUGUUGUGCCAGUUAUACAGUCUGAAGCCCCCGGUCAUAAUCAAAAUCUUACAUUCAAAUUUGAUCAUGUGAAAGAUUAUACGGCGAACAUUUCCGAAGAAUUUUUGGAACAUUGUGCCGAAGGUGCAUUGUCUGUAGAAGUGUGGGGUCACCGAAGUGCUGGAUUUUCGAAAACAAAAGGAUGGGAGGUGGAGCAGCAACAAGCGAAGGCGCGUUCGCUUGUAGAUCGAUGGGCAGAAUUGUCCCGGAAAAUAGAACUUUGGGUAGAAAUUCAUGAGCUUAAUGACAACGGGGAUUAUGUUCCCGUUGAAGUUUCUAAUCGAAACGAAGUUCUAACUGGAGGUGUCUACCAAUUGCGUCAAGGACAACAAAGACGGAUCCAGGUUCGCGUGAAACCCGUUCAAAAUUCCGGUACCCUGCCAAUAAUAUGUCAAAGCAUCGUAAACAUUUCCGUCGGUAGUGUGACGACUCGAUCGCAUCUUCAAAAACCAUUAGAUUCUUAUCAAGAGGAAGAUUUAACAAUUCUUCGGGAGAAGUGGAGUGAAGCUCUAGGACGUCGCCGAAAAUAUUUGGAUGAACAGAUUCAGAAACUGAUCAAUAAAGAAGAUAAAACCGACGAAGAACGUGAACGUGAAUUAAGUUUGGUCCAUCAGUGGGUGUCACUCACCGAGGAACGAAACGCUGUUCUAGUCCCCGCACCUGGAUGCGGCAUUCCUGGAGCUCCAGCAUCCUGGGAUCCACCCCCUGGAAUGGAACCACAUGUACCUGUACUGUUUCUAGAUUUAAACGCCGACGAUCUAUCAGCACAAAAUAGCAACGAUGAACUACCCCUGGCUGGAUUACAUUCCAUCUUGCCGAAAGAACAUGGGAACAAAUUCUACCAACUGCAAAUUCUCCAGCACUUAGAUAAAGACAUAUGUGCCAUAGCUGGUUGGGAUUCGUCGUUGCAUGAAAAUCAAAAGCUGAACUGUGUAACAGAAGCCAAUGAACGUGUUUAUUUAAUACUGAAAACAACAGUACGUCUAUCUCAUCCGGCCCUAAUGGAUUUGGUGCUUAGAAAAAGAAUUACUCUUAAUAUUUAUAAAAGACAAAGUAUUACGGAGAAAUUGAAGAAACUUCGACUAGUUCGUGGCGAUAACGCAAUUUAUCAAACUGGAGUUACCUACGAAGUAGUUUCUAAUAUUCCGAAAGCUUCGGAGGAGUUGGAAGAUCGUGAAUCACUCGCACAAUUGGCGGCUAGCGCUAGUGAAAUUUUCAAUGGUGACGGCGAGACCUACAUUGAAAAGUACACAAGAAGCGUCUCCGCUGUGGAGAGUAUCUUGACAUUGGAUCGGCUGCGGCAAAGCGUUGCAGUUAAAGAAUUGGAACGCUCGCAAACGCAAACACUUUCUAUGAGGAAAACAGUUAGUGUACCUAACUUCUCACAGCCGAAAGUAAGUUGCAGUGCUUGGUAUCAUUGGUUUCGAACUCAACCUACAGAAACAGAACCUACAGAAAAUUAUGAAACUCAAGAUCCAUCUGAUCAUCAUCUAACCUCCACCUUAAACCCCUCAUUUCAACGAAGCAAUAAUAGUUAUUUACCAGAAUCCAUUAUGCGAUUCGAUACAUCUAUGGAAUCAUUAACGAAUGUUGGGCGAUCAGAAUCGUUUAUGGAUCUAAAUAAUUCUGAUUAUGGGCUGAACCAGAUAAGCAGCUGGCAACAAACUACACCUACCCAGAAAGCUCAACGAAAUAUAAGAGAUCAUCCAGUGCGCAGCCGCCACUACUUUGCAAGCAAGAGCAACUGCGACGAUUCCCCUGGGAAGCCGUUUGGAAUUGCACGACCUACAUUCCUUAAUUUAACUCCAAAUCUUAACAGUAUAAAAACACCGCAAUCGUUAAAACCGUCUCCGGCAUGCAGUAAACUAAUCGGUACCCGAAUGACAACAUUACACGAGGAGCCACUUGUCCACCGUCCACUUCCAGAAGAGCCAGAGGACAGCUAUAGUGAUCCAGAAUGUUCUGACUACGGAGUAGAGAAGACACCAAAUGAGAAACCGAAGUUACGCAUGUCGGUAUCGAAAACCAUGGAUUCUCUGGUGGAAGUAAGUCAACUGAAUGACAACAUGUUCAAUCAUUCGAGCGGACGUUCCACGUUGAGACAUGUUACAAGUCUCGGAACACCGAGUAUGAAUUCUUCUACGUCCAGUGGUUAUGAUUCACAGGCUGCUUCCACUGGAAACCUAUCGAAUGACGAUUCGUCAUCUAUUCGAUCUCUGAAUACCGAUGGCACUCCUGAAUUCGAUUCUAUUCCAUCCGAGUCACCACCCAAUACUAAGUGCACAAAUAUAGAAACUGCAACUGCUACUAAUUCUAGUGUGAAUGUACCUCCUAAUCAACAGCGAUUUAAUCCUUUCUUAAAAGAUUCUUUGUAUAUAAAAAGGAAGUCCAUAGACACACCGGAAGUUUGUCAGAAUAAAAAAGAGAAUUCGACAAUUCCGAAAGAUCAACCUUCAACACAUCCACGUCCUGCUCAAGGUAACACGUCCGGAUGUGCUGGGCAAACUAAUGUCGCAAAAAAAGACAAAAACAAAAACAUCACAGAUGAGAACAAAAGUGAUUGCCGUCAGUCGCUAAGUCGAAGUACAGAUAUGAGUGAUAAAAAUAAAAAUGCAAUAGUAAAUAAUAGGAAAGUUGAUAGUAAUUGUAACGCUUCAGAAAGUCCACAAAUUUUAAAAUCUGAUCAUAAUCAACUAGAAGAUAACACCACAACUGAGCGGAUGAGAAGUGCAAAGAGUGAAGUGGCGCCAGGUAAGAUCAAGCGGAGAAAAAAUCACACCAAUAAUAGAUUGAACAGUUCAAAAAGACACUCGCUACCCUUGUUCAAGUUUAAUGAAAAUAUUGAAGCAGAAAAUGACAAUCUAGCCAGCACAUUUGAGACAGAGUGUAUGGAAGAUUAUGCAAAAGCUGAGUCGGAAAUUGCCCCUGAGUGGGUGGCAGUGGGUGAGUCCGUGCUAAUACGUCCGUACAAUUGGAGCGGCGUGAUUUGCUUUGUCGGUCCAACACAUUUUCAAUCUGGGUUGUGGGUUGGUGUUGAGCUCGAUACACCGACCGGUCGUAACGAUGGAACUGUCCAAGGAAUUCAGUAUUUUAUAUGUAAACCAAGACACGGGAUAUUCGUCCGACAUGAUAAGUUAAUUUUGGAUAAGCGUGGUAAAGCAAUGCGGGCAUUGAAAACAGAGAAAGUAGCAAAAAGUAAAUAAGUAAGUAAGCGAAUAUUUCUGCACAUGGUGAUGUAACACACACAUGGUUAGCGCUUCUUCCAAGAAUUACAUUUGCUGAAAAUUUAAGAAAAAAAAACAAUGGUCAAAAAUCUAAUAUAUUUAAAAAAUAAACGCGAUGUUAAAAUAUGCAAA
Messenger RNA from Hermetia illucens (black soldier fly), 6568 nucleotides. It is a transcript of the gene Khc-73, whose product is annotated as kinesin-like protein KIF13B. The record is from RefSeq and is a predicted model, not a curated record. Lineage: Eukaryota; Metazoa; Arthropoda; Insecta; Diptera; Stratiomyidae. The transcript is spliced from 20 exons. The coding region runs from base 494 to 6415 and encodes 1973 amino acids. Gene Ontology annotation, molecular function: ATP binding; microtubule binding; microtubule motor activity. Gene Ontology annotation, cellular component: kinesin complex; microtubule. Gene Ontology annotation, biological process: cytoskeleton-dependent intracellular transport; microtubule-based movement.